AUGUCCAUCAUUAGCCGUAACCUGGGCAUGACAAACCCGCUGCCGACGCUGAACCUGGUGAGCCAGCAGCCGGAGCCGGACAAGGUCAAGUCGGAUGUGAACGUGACGAACGCGGACGCGCACGACACCGACCUGUCGGAGGCCACGGCCGAGACGCUGCUCACCCUGUCGCCGGAUCAGGAGAUGAACCCUGGGAUGCGCAACUCUCAGCUGUCCGGGCCGCAGUACGCCUCUCAGAUCCAGCCGCACCAGGGCCGCAACCCGUGCAUCGAGCGCAACCUGGCCAGCGCAGAGUCCCCGACUACCUGGUUGGACGGCAACACGCUGGUGGAGCGGACGCCCGUGCUGCCCUCCAAGACGGUGAACGUGGACGCGGAGGGCGGCGGCGGCGGCGCCGGCGCCGUGGCCGAGGGCGUGCUCUGCGCCUACCACGCCCAGUCGGCCGGCCCCACCUACUACGACCAGUACGAGCAGGACGGCGCGCCGCUCGGCAAGAUCGUCGACGACGGCGCGCACAUGCGCUGCUUCUCGGACGCCAGCUACUGCUUCUCGUUGUGGCACGACGUGGCGGGCGGCGACAACACGAGCCAGCGUGCCUUCAUCGUGCAGGGCUGCAUAAACAUCGCGCAGCCGCAUGCGCUGUGCGACCAGCCCAGCUGCACGGCGCACGGCGAGAGCUCACGCGGCAACAACACCCGCUUCUGCUGCUGCCACGGCAACCUGUGCAACGUCCAGGUCACCUACGUGCCGCUGCCGGCGCCCGCCCCCUUCACGCCCACCGUGGACCUGGCCGAGCUGCAGCUGGUCGACGUGAUCGGCCGCGGUCGCUACGGCUCCGUACGCAAAGGCCUGCUGUACGGCGAGGACGUGGCCGUCAAGAUCUUCCCGGCCUGGUACCGGCACUACUUCAUGUCGGAGCGCGACAUCUACUCGCUGCCCUGGAUGGACCACCCGAGCCUGGCGCACCUGUACGGCGCCGACGAGCGCGUGACCGAGGCGGGCACCGAGUACCUGCUGGUGCUGUCGCACGUGCCGCAGGGCACCGUGCACGACUUUCUCUGCCAGAACACGCUGCAGUUCCAGCAGAUGUGCCGCAUGGCCAUGACGGCCGUCAGCGGGCUGGCGCACCUGCACACGCCCAUCGAGCGCAGAGGCCUCGUCAAGCCGGCCGUGGCGCACAGGGACGUCAACAGUCGCAACAUCCUGGUGCGAGCCGACGGCUCCUGCUGCAUCUGCGACCUCGGCUUCGCCAUGAAGAUCAGCGACGGACGGUGCUUCACCAACGGCGAGGAGCAGAACGCCGAAACUACCUCGCUGACAGACGUGGGCACGCUGCGGUACAUGGCGCCCGAAGUGCUGGAGGGGGCGCUGAACCUGCGCGAUUGCGAGACCUCGCUCAAGCAGGUGGACAUGUACGCCAUGGCGCUGGUGCUCUGGGAGAUGGCUACGCGCUGCGCCGACCUCUACCAGGGCCUGGACGUACCGCAGUACCGGCUGCCGUUCGAGGCCGAGAUCGGCUCGCACCCGUCGUUCGACCAGAUGCAGGUACUGGUGGCGCGCAACCGCGCCCGCCCGCUCUUCCCCGACGUCUGGAAGGAGACGAACCCGGCGCUGCGCCAGCUGCGCGAGACCAUCGAGGACAGCUGGGACCAGGACGGCGAGGCGCGCCUGACUGCGCUCUGCAUGCUCGAGCGCAUCACCGAGCUGCCGCUGCUCUGGGAGCGCUACAAGGGUAACCUGGGCAUGACAAACCCGCUGCCGACGCUGAACCUGGUGAGCCAGCAGCCGGAGCCGGACAAGGUCAAGUCGGAUGUGAACGUGACGAACGCGGACGCGCACGACACCGACCUGUCGGAGGCCACGGCCGAGACGCUGCUCACCCUGUCGCCGGAUCAGGAGAUGAACCUGCGCAACUCUCAGCUGUCCGGGCCGCAGUACGCCUCUCAGAUCCAGCCGCACCAGGGCCGCAACCCGUGCAUCGAGCGCAACCUGGCCAGCGCAGAGUCCUCCGACUACCUGGUGGACGGCAACACGCUGGUGGAGCGGACGGCGCGGCCGCAGCACGGGCUCACGCCGGCGCCAAACGGCGUCGUGCCUGCCGAGUGGCAGGCGCUGCUGCCGCCGCAGCUGUCCACCUAG
Pollicipes pollicipes is the source of this 2139-nucleotide messenger RNA. RefSeq names its product bone morphogenetic protein receptor type-2. The record is from RefSeq and is a predicted model, not a curated record. The coding region runs from base 1 to 2139 and encodes 712 amino acids. Gene Ontology annotation, biological process: BMP signaling pathway; cellular response to growth factor stimulus; protein phosphorylation. Lineage: Eukaryota; Metazoa; Arthropoda; Thecostraca; Pollicipedomorpha; Pollicipedidae. Gene Ontology annotation, molecular function: transforming growth factor beta receptor activity; ATP binding. The transcript is spliced from 15 exons. Gene Ontology annotation, cellular component: signaling receptor complex; plasma membrane.